Molecule: messenger RNA, 1362 nt
Organism: Rotaria sp. Silwood1
Lineage: Eukaryota; Metazoa; Rotifera; Eurotatoria; Philodinida; Philodinidae
Source: the annotation of a GenBank genome assembly
AUGAUUCUAAAUGCUGAAAGUGAUGUUAUUCCAACGAAAACAUCACCAAUUAAAGAUCAGUCAUGUCGACAGCGAUCAGUCGGUCUGUGUGAUAUGAUGUGUGGAUUAUGUAAUACUAAAGCUCCUGGUAUAAACGAAUUUCCUGGUGAUUUUGAUGAUACACCGUCUAUGGAAACAGAUGUCACGGUUAAUAUUCAGUCGAAGAACAGCGAAUGGUAUUGCACAGGAUACUACGUAGCUGCGGGUACUACCAUGCAAAUCGAUGUAUCAGAACAAGUUGGUGCAACUGGAUGGUCAGCCAGAAUCGGUUGUCACAGUGAUGAUCUCGGAAAAUGCGAUCAAUUACGUCGAUGGCACUGCAUUUCUUCACGCAAACCGCUGUCUGGUACUACUAUCAAAAUGAGUUCAGCUUUUGGUGGUCUUCUCUUUCUUGAGAGUCCUACUGGUGAAUCGAAUUCCAUUAGUGUUAAUCUACAGAAUGUUGUUCUAACACCUAUCUAUGAUCUCAUGGAUUCUAAUCGAGAGGAACACUGGGAAGAUCUACGUGUUCGUGCACAGGGCUUAUGGGCAGAUAUUGCUGGUCAAUAUAUUGUGUUCAAUCUUCCUUCGAAAAUUGUACGCGAUUUGAAUAGUGAUCAAUUAGAUCGAGCUCUUCGUUUCUGGGAUACUGUAGUACUCACUCAUCAUGAAUUGCGAGGUACUACACCAGUACGUCGAGAACGUAUCGUAUGUGAUGAACAACCAUCAGCUGGCUACAUGCAUGCUGGUUAUCCAGUUGUCACUCAUUUAGAUGUAACUAAUCCAGAAGCGGAACAUUUCUUAAUGAAUAGUGAUAAUCUAGAAAAGAAUGGCUCUUGGGGUCUUUUUCAUGAAAUCGGUCAUAACAUGCAGCGUGACUGGUGGACUUUUAGUUUUGCACGUGAAAUAACCACGAAUAUCUUCACUCUACAUGCCAUGGAUGCUAUUUGUCAUCUUGAACCAUGGAUUCACUCUUGGCUCAAGGAUCAAAUAGAGAAGACAAAAGAGAGUAUAAAGAAAGGAACGCCUUUCAAUGAAUGGAAAACAAAUGCUGGUUUUGGCUUGUUUAUCUAUGCACAACUAGCACGAGAGUUUGGUUGGGACAGCUACAAGGCCGUCUUUCGUCAAUAUGAGCAAACUAAACCGACUUUGAAUAAUGAUCAAGAGAAAAUAGAUCACUGGAUCACAACCUUCUCACGUCAAGUAGAACAUAAUUUGGUUCCACUAUUCAAAUUCUGGGGUUUUCCAAUUUCGCAAUCAACUAUUGCCGGCCUUGGCGACCUGCCAGUUCGUGAAAUGUCUGAUGAAUUAAUUGAAAUAGCACCAGAACGCUAUCAAGUCUAA